Papilio polytes (common Mormon) is the source of this 1312-nucleotide messenger RNA. RefSeq lists its product as uncharacterized. The coding region runs from base 218 to 760 and encodes 180 amino acids. The transcript is spliced from 3 exons. The record is from RefSeq and is a predicted model, not a curated record. NCBI's taxonomy places the organism in Eukaryota, Metazoa, Arthropoda, Insecta, Lepidoptera, Papilionidae.
UUAGUCUUGAAAACAUCAUGCAUUCGAUAAGUUCUUACAACAUGAAUUUAACAGUGAUAAAGUGAAGUGUUCUAUAAAAAAAACAGUUUAAAUUUACUUUAGCACUUGUUUCGUUUGAACAAACGAAUCUUAGUGCUUAUAAAUUGAGAACGUACGAGUACUAUCUAGUUUGGGGAACAAACAGAUUUUGUGCUGUGCUCAUUUGAAACAAUCAAUAAUGGCUCCACCAUACGGAUAUCCGAACUAUGACUUUGUAGAACAGGACUCGACAGAUAAUGAUAAAUCAAUCGAUGAUAAUGUAGGAUAUUCAGAAAUGGUGUUUUGGUAUACCAUAGUGUUAGUAGCAAUGCUACUUUUGUGGAUUCUGAUUUUCUUCUGCCUCAGGAUGAUUUCACUAAGUCAGAAAACACGCAAUCCUCAACAGAGGCGGCAAUACCUGGGAUCACGGUCACGGACCUCGCUACCACAGCCAGACCCCACAGUCUACGUGAGCCCCGCCAAUUUACCUCCACCUCCGAAAUAUGAGGCCAUGGCACCACCCAGUUAUGAAGAAGUGGUUGGUAUACACUACCCCAACUACCAACCUCCAAUGCAGCCAAUCGCACAGCCCAUAGCAACCGCUAUGGCACAGAACGCUAGUGCCAAUGUUGACACCGAAGCUGCAACAAAUAGGGACAAUGAAAAUCCAUCCAACACACAAACAACACUAACAGUCACUAAUGAAAGGAGCAACACCGCUGCAGUUGCUGUCAGCUCAUGAUGUGAUCGCUUUUGACUUUGACAGAUGUCACUUACUAGCCAAAGAUUAAAGAGUACGCAAAGAGUAAAUACCACUUAACUUUUUAUUAAUAUUAUCGUGGUAUUUACGUUAAUAAUCAUCUUGUCAAAGCAACGAAAUACAUUUUUAAUAGAAAAAAUAUUCCAGUGUGAAUAAAGUGAGACAACGCAUUUAUGAUUAAAAAAAUAAAACAAUGGAUUAAAAGACUGUAAUGCUUAAAAUUGAUUUAUUCCAGUAAUUAAAUUUGUAUACUACUGGACAUUCAUUGAUUUUCGACGUAAUAUCGCACAGACUAUAAAUAUAUGGCGCCUUAUUUGAGGCGAGACUUUAGUUUUUUGGAAAGAAUAAUUUACAGUCUUCAUUGAGGACGUAAGGCUGUUUAUUAUUUUUUUUAAUCUGUUGCAUUUAACGAAAAAGGAUAUGUAUAUAUAAUAAAUUGACCGUAACGUUAAGUGUUUGUACAUACAAUGUUACUUAUUUGUAAAGAUAUCAUAUUUUGAUAAUAUUUAUGUAAUACAUGCUUAGCUUUAAGAA